Molecule: messenger RNA, 435 nt
Organism: Phytophthora sojae
Lineage: Eukaryota; Oomycota; Peronosporomycetes; Peronosporales; Peronosporaceae
Exons: 2
Coding region: 1-435 (144 amino acids)
Source: RefSeq, a predicted model, not a curated record
AUGGCGUCCACGUCCGAGUCUACCGCUGCGGCUCUGCAGCGCUACAGCGCCUUUGUGGAGGAGGUUCUGCGCCCGCAACUCAAGGAGACGCUCGCGCACCGCGACGCGCUGGCGCAGGAGGUGCAGGAGUACUCGGAGCUGCGCGAGCUGCUGCAGGAGCUGGCGGCCAAGCCGGACGAGCCGCUGCACACGCUGCUGGACGUCGGCGAGCGCUUCCACGUGCGCGCCAAGGUGCCGGACACGUCGCUCAUCACGGUGGACAUCGGCCUCAACUUCCACGUGGAGAUGACGGUCCCAGAGGCGCAGAAGUUCGUGCAGAGCCACCUGCUGCACUUGACAGAGAAGCGCAACAAGUGGCAGGAGAAGGCGCGCGAGGUGUCGGAGCAUGUGAACCUCGUCAUCGCCUCCAUCCAGCAGCUCGCGGCAUUGCAAUGA